This is a messenger RNA of Penicillium alfredii, 1275 nucleotides long. RefSeq names its product putative nucleoside hydrolase. The coding region runs from base 1 to 1275 and encodes 424 amino acids. Gene Ontology annotation, cellular component: cytosol. The record is from RefSeq and is a predicted model, not a curated record. Gene Ontology annotation, molecular function: purine nucleosidase activity. Gene Ontology annotation, biological process: purine nucleoside catabolic process. The transcript has 6 exons. NCBI's taxonomy places the organism in Eukaryota, Fungi, Ascomycota, Eurotiomycetes, Eurotiales, Aspergillaceae.
AUGGCGCGAAAGAAGAUCAUCAUUGACACGGAUCCAGGCAUCGAUGACAUCCUUGCCAUCUUGCUGGCUCUCUCCGCCACCCCGGAGGAGGUUGAAGUCCUGCUCAUCUCACUAACAUUUGGAAACAUUGAAGUAAAAAACUGUCUCUGCAAUGUCGUGUCGAUGUUCCAUAUCCUCGAGCGGGAGGUGCAGUGGCGCCGCGCGAAUGGGCACCCCGAAGGCUUCGGGACACUACGGGCUUUCCGCCCAGUAGUGGCUGUGGGUGCAGAGGAUCCGCUUGAGGAUCAGAAGAUGCUGGCAGAUUACUUCCAUGGAAAGGAUGGGCUUGGGGGUAUCCACACGAGUCACCCCCAUCUGACACCUAGCCAAGCCUGGGAGCAUCUCUUCGAUCCCACCGUCGAUCCUGAUGGUAUACAACCCGUCCAGACUGGUGCCGGCACCGGCGACCAUUCGUUUAUCCCGUCGAAGAAACCUGCGCACCAGGAGAUUUUGCGAACCCUGCGCGAGAAUGAGCCGGAUACUGUGACCCUCGUGGCCGUGGGACCCCUCACCAACCUUGCCCUGGCCGCGGCACAGGACCCAGAGACAUUCCUGCGCGUGAAGGAGGUGGUUGUCAUGGGUGGAGUAGUGAACAUCCCAGGAAAUGUUACCCCUAUGGGCGAGUUCAAUUCCUACGCGGACGCCGUCGCCGCCGCACGCGUCUUCGCUCUCACGUCACCGAACCCUCAUACGACUCUGCCACCCACCAAGAGUGCGCAUCUCCCGCCAUAUCCCGCGACUCUGAGUCGACAGCUAACCCUCCGUCUCUUCCCGCUGGACAUCACCCAGCGCCAUAACCUGUCGCGUGGGGAGUUCCGUGCCACCAUCACCCCGCUCUUGAACGCAGGCUCGCCGCUGGCCGAAUGGGUCUCAGCCUUUAUGGCGCACACCUUCCGCACCCUGGAAGCCCUGCAUCCUGGACAUAUUGGGGACGACGCCCAGCUGAGUCUGCAUGAUCCGGUUUGUGUUUGGUACGCCCUGACUGCCGAGGACCCGCACUGGAUGCCGUCUGUCACCUCGCCGGAGGAUAUUCGGGUCGAGACCCUGGGUCAGUGGACUCGUGGCAUGUGUGUGGUUGACCGCCGCAAUCGUCAUCGCAUCGAGGGGGAUGUCGAGAGCUCGAGUGACCAUGGGCUCUGGCUGAGCCGGCGUGCAGGCAAUCGCAUCUGGCGGAUGGACAAGUCGCCCGCUGAGGCGACGUUUGGCCGCAUUAUUCUCCAGAAACUGUUUGGUUAG